Molecule: messenger RNA, 1644 nt
Organism: Paecilomyces variotii
Lineage: Eukaryota; Fungi; Ascomycota; Eurotiomycetes; Eurotiales; Thermoascaceae
Product: putative phosphoric ester hydrolase
Exons: 1
Coding region: 458-1528 (356 amino acids)
Molecular function (GO): hydrolase activity
Source: RefSeq, a predicted model, not a curated record
GUGUAAUUGAUUGAUUAAUUAAUUAAUUGAUUUAGUAGUUCCACUAAUUUGAUUUAAUUCAAUUUAAUUAGAUUGUUGAUGCUUCUGUGAUAUGCAUAUUAUCCAUCUGGCCAUGUUAUUCUCUAUCUGCCUUUCUGUCUCCAAAUCGACCCAACGUGAUGCUGGACCAGCAGAGGAUUCGUCCAACCUCUUGCUCCUCUUCAUCCACCAUCGCGACUAUCUAUCUAUCGACUCUGGCAAUGCAUUAGAUAAAUCGUUGAUUUCCAUUCCACUUGAGACUGUCACUUUUCUUUUCUUUCUAGCUGACUAUCUCCAUUCCAUCUCUCUCUCUCUUCCCCGCGGAACUUAGUCUCUCACAUCCUCCAACCGGUUGAAAGCUCUCUCUCUCUCUCUUUCUUUCCUCUCGGGAUCGAGCAUCGGGAAAAUAAAAUAAAAUCAUCAUCCCAGCUCAACCAUCAUGUCCUCCCCCUUCGAUCCCCGCCCCCGGUUCGACUAUCUACUGGCCUCCCCGCUCACGGCCAUCCUCCACCCCGUCCACCAGCUCUUCCUCCGCCUCCGAGCACCCCCGCGGCUGCCUCCUCCCCAUGCGCCGCCCAUCCGCGUCGUCUGUCUGUCCGAUACACACUCGCUCGAAUGGGACGAUGUGCCCGAUGGGGAUCUUUUAAUCCAUGCCGGCGACCUCUGCAACGACGGCAGCGUGCGCGAGAUCCAAGCAGCGGUCGACUGGCUCAAGAAGCUGCCGCAUCCGCAGAAGGUGGUCAUCUGCGGCAACCAUGAUAGCUAUUUUGACGUGCGGUCGCGCCGUGAUGAGGACCGUGACAAGUCCCUGUCCUCCAUCUCCUCGUCCUCAGCCUCGAUCCGCUCCAUCGAGGACCCGGACAGCUCCCGCAUCGACUGGGACGGCAUUCACUAUCUCCAACACUCCUCCGUCACCUUGACCUUCCCGGCAUCCUCCUCCUCGUCCGCUCGAUCUCCAUCCCGAUCCCGCUCCCUCACCGUCUACGGCGCGCCGCAGAUCCCCGCCAUCGUCCCCUUUGGCCCCGAACAUGCCUUCACCUAUCCGGCCAAGCAUGACGCCUGGUCAGGCACAAUACCCAUUGAAACCGACAUCCUCGUCACUCACACCCCGCCCGCCUUCCAUCUGGACCUCUCCCCCGUCUUCUCGACCGGCUGUCCGUAUCUCCUCUCUGAGACCUGGCGCGUUCGACCGGCCCUCCACGUCUUCGGCCACGUCCAUGCCGCCCAUGGCCAGGAGCCCGUCUACUGGGACGAAGCCCAGCGCGCAUGGGAGCGCUUAUGUUCGCGACGCCGCCAAUGGCGCGGUAGCAUCUGGGGUCUAGUUCGCGACCUGCUCGAUGUUCGGGGCUGGCUGGACGCCGCACGUGUCGUGGCAUACGGCAUCGUGGGUGUCAUCUGGUCGCGCGUCUGGGGCGGGGAGAAUCGCGGAUGCGGCUGGAUGUUGAAUGCAGCGUGCAUGUAUGAGAAUACAGGCCGGUUGGGUAAUAAGCCGCAAGUGGUGGUGCUCUGAGCUGAGCUUGAGCCAUCAGGGGGAAUUGAGUUUGGUUGUUUUUCUACUUCGUUAAAAAAAGGUCGUCAUGGCCAUGGUCAUCAUCAUCAUUGCAUUUUUCUAGGUGUUUGUUAUAC